CUCCACCCUAGGUCCUGUCCCCGGUGGCCCUUUGUCCCCGGACCCAGCCCCGCACUGACCGCACGCUCGGUGCUAGCUCUUGAACCACCGCAUCACCCCAACCCCCCAGCUCCUCCCCACCCCGUCGACACGCCUCGACCCAGGAUGCAGCCCGCAGGCCGGGCGGCCGUCAGGGAGGCGGUGGCCCGGGACUCGCUGGCAGCUGAUCUGCGGUGCAGUCUGUUCACCUCGGCCCUGCAGAGCUACAAGCGGGACUCCGCCCUGCGGCCUUUUCCCGCAUCUUAUGCCCGCCAUGACUGCAAGGACUUUGAGGCCCUGCUUGCAGAUGCCAGCAAGUUACCCAACCUGAAAGAGCUUCUGCAGUCCUCCGAAGACAGAGACAAAUGGGCCUGGGACCUGCUGAACUGGAUUUUAUCCUCAAAGGUCCUGACAGUCCACAGUACAGGGAAGUCAGAGUUUGAAAAGAUCCAAAAGCUGACCGGUGCCCCUCACACUCCCGUUCCCAUGCCGGACUUCCUAUUUGAGAUCGAGUACUCUGACCCAGCAAAUGCCAAAUUUUAUGAGACCAAAGGAGACCGAGACCUAAUCUACGCCUUCCACGGGAGCCGCCUAGAAAACUUCCAUUCCAUCCUCCACAAUGGCCUGCACUGCCACCUGAACAAGACGUCCUUGUUCGGGGAAGGGACCUACCUCACCAGCGACUUGAGCCUGGCCCUCAUUUAUAGCCCCCACGGCCACGGGUGGCAGCGUAGCCUCCUCGGCCCCAUCCUCAGCUGCGUGGCUGUGUGCGAGGUCAUUGACCAUCCAGACGUCAAGUGCCAAACCAAGAGGAAAGAUUCCAAGGAGAUGGAUCGCAAAAGAGCGAGGAUCAAGCACAGCGAAGGGGGAGACAUCCCUCCAAAGUACUUUGUGGUCACCAACAACCAGCUCCUGCGGGUGAAGUACCUGCUGGUGUACUCACAGAAGCAGGCCAAGAGGGCUUCAAGCCAGCUGUCCUGGUUUUCCAGCCAUUGGUUUAUGGUCUCGAUUUCCCUGUAUCUGCUGCUGCUGCUCAUAGUGAGUGUUCUCAACUCCUCGGCUUUCCAGCACUUCUGGAAUCGUGCAAAAAGAUAAUCUUUUGGGGCCUGGCGUGGGGACUGCCUCAGCCGUGUGCCUUAGGACAACGUGUGCUGUACCUCCUGUGUCCCACGUCUGAGACUGAGCCUGGUCAGGUUGAGCCUGGGGGCCAGUUGGGGACCACAGGACAGUUUUCAUAUGCCAUAAAUGUUCCGAUUGCCUUUGUGAUGCUCCCAGCCACACCCCGGCCAACAGGGACUGCCGGUCCCCAACUCAUAGGUUUCAGGGAGCCCUCCUGUCUGCUCCUGCCUAAACAGUCCUAGGGAGUAGGCUUUUCGAUCAGGGCCAAAGGAAAAAGUCCUGCUGCGUUUGAAAACAAAGUGUCCGAGCUGUCAGCGGUAUGUUUACAAUCGCUCCUGGAGGACUCUGGCCCUCUCUCCAAUGCCUUCUGGACGGUGGAAAAUGUGUAGUGGGGGCGAUAAAUCACGAGGCGGUUGCCUUGUUUUGACUUGAGACACUCAGGAGGAAAGUCAUGUUUCUCAUAAAAAUUGGUGGGACGGUUUUUGAAUUCCAUCUGCCUUUGUGAGUACAAAACAUUUUCAGUUUUUCUCAAAUCAACAAACAGCAUUCUGCUACAGCCAUAACCCCUGUGCCUGACUGUGGAUGAGAAAGGAAGGAGUCAGAUCCGAUGAAAGAUAAAAACCUAGCAGUGAGCAACUCAAGUUGUCUUUUUAAAAAAGUCGCCAACCACUGAUUACAGCUGCAGGCCUGCCUCCCGAUCUGGUUCUCACCACGCGGCCUCCACUGCGGCCUGCCUGCCAGCCACGAGUGCCACGCUCGGGCCCUCCGUCACUGCCGUCCUUCAAGACAGAGGCCGGCCUCAGUGUGUCACUGCUGUGUGUAGACCGAGCCUCCCCCAGAGGGGUCACGGGUCUUUGGGACUCAGCCUGGGCUGCACAUGUGCAGGAAGAGCCUCGGGUCCACUUGCUGUGCCCUCCCUCCUGCCCCGUCUCAGUCACGAUGGAGCCCCGUCUCAUUUGGAGGUGGGGGGCGGGGGGUAGAUUUCUAUAAAGAAGGGGCAAAGUCAUUUUUCCAUAAUUUGUGAAGUUGUGAAAAAGCCGCUAUCAUGGUUUUUACAUUGACUACUGGAACAUUUCAGAAAUAAUAAAAGUAUUUUCCUAAUCACCAGGUCGUCUUUGU
Molecule: messenger RNA, 2256 nt
Organism: Artibeus jamaicensis (Jamaican fruit-eating bat)
Lineage: Eukaryota; Metazoa; Chordata; Mammalia; Chiroptera; Phyllostomidae
Gene: PARP16
Product: poly(ADP-ribose) polymerase family member 16
Exons: 6
Coding region: 145-1113 (322 amino acids)
Biological process (GO): endoplasmic reticulum unfolded protein response
Cellular component (GO): intracellular anatomical structure; membrane; nuclear envelope
Molecular function (GO): kinase binding; NAD+ poly-ADP-ribosyltransferase activity; protein serine/threonine kinase activator activity
Source: RefSeq, a predicted model, not a curated record